Molecule: messenger RNA, 1008 nt
Organism: Saccharomyces paradoxus
Lineage: Eukaryota; Fungi; Ascomycota; Saccharomycetes; Saccharomycetales; Saccharomycetaceae
Gene: YEA6
Product: NAD+ transporter
Exons: 1
Coding region: 1-1008 (335 amino acids)
Biological process (GO): NAD transmembrane transport
Molecular function (GO): NAD transmembrane transporter activity
Source: RefSeq, a predicted model, not a curated record
AUGAAUAAUGGAGACAAUAAGACGACAUUAGAAAACUCAAAUAAUUCGUCACUACCCAAUGGAAAUUAUACGACUCCUACAAAAUUAAAUAGGUUGAAAAGGAAUGCUGAUCCCAGGAUUGCUGCAAUUUCAGGUGCUUUAUCUGGUGCAUUAUCUGCAAUGUUAGUCUGUCCUUUUGAUGUUGCGAAAACAAGGUUACAGGCACAAGGUCUUCAAAAUAUGACCCACCAGAGUCAACAUUAUAAGGGGUUUUUUGGUACAUUUGCUACUAUUUUCAAAGACGAAGGUGCUGCUGGGCUUUAUAAAGGUCUACAACCGACGGUUUUAGGUUACAUUCCCACUUUGAUGAUUUACUUUUCUGUCUAUGAUUUCUGUAGAAAAUAUUCGGUCGAUAUUUUCCCAAAUAGUCCGUUUCUUUCAAAUGCUUCUUCUGCAAUUACCGCAGGCGCCAUCUCUACAGUUGCGACGAAUCCGAUUUGGGUAGUUAAAACAAGACUCAUGCUACAAACAGGUAUCGGUAAAUAUUCUACCCAUUAUAAAGGUACCAUAGACACAUUUAGAAAGAUCAUCCAACAAGAAGGUGCUAAGGCUCUUUACGCUGGUUUAGUUCCAGCCCUCUUAGGGAUGCUGAACGUUGCUAUACAGUUUCCCUUAUAUGAAAAUCUAAAAAUCAGGUUCGGAUAUUCAGAAUUGACUGACGUAUCAACAGAUGUAACCAGCUCAAACUUUCAAAAGUUAAUAUUAGCGUCUAUGCUAUCUAAAAUGGUAGCGUCUACCGUGACUUAUCCCCACGAAAUACUUCGAACUCGAAUGCAACUGAAAUCCGACCUUCCAAAUACUGUACAACGCCAUCUCCUUCCAUUAAUUAAGAUCACGUAUAAGCAAGAGGGCUUUGCCGGAUUUUAUUCUGGGUUUGCCACUAAUUUGGUAAGAACAGUACCUGCUGCUGUAGUAACACUAGUGUCGUUCGAAUACUCUAAGAAGUAUUUAACUGCUUUUUUCAAGUAA